This is a messenger RNA of Struthio camelus australis, 2228 nucleotides long. The record is from RefSeq and is a predicted model, not a curated record. Lineage: Eukaryota; Metazoa; Chordata; Aves; Struthioniformes; Struthionidae.
UUUAUUCUCUUCUAAAGUUAAUAGAAUGUGCAUGGCUGUCCCUAGUGACUGUCCGGAUUCUAAAGAAGAAAAGUGCAACGUUCAAAAGCGGAUCAAAAUCGUGGGACAUGGCGCAAGGAAAUAAUUAUGGGCAAAGCAGCAAUGGGGUGGCUGAUGAAUCCCCAAACAUGCUGGUGUACAGAAAGAUGGAAGACGUCAUAGCCCGCAUGCAAGAUGAGAAAAAUGGGAUUCCUAUUCGUACAGUCAAAAGUUUUCUUUCCAAGAUCCCCAGUGUCUUUUCUGGUUCAGACAUUGUUCAAUGGUUAACGAAGAACUUAUCUAUAGAAGACCCAGUGGAAGCUCUACAUUUGGGAACACUGAUGGCAGCACAUGGCUAUUUCUUUCCAAUCUCAGACCAUGUUCUAACACUAAAGGAUGAUGGAACCUUUUAUCGAUUCCAGACACCCUAUUUUUGGCCAUCUAAUUGUUGGGAGCCGGAAAACACAGAUUAUGCGGUUUACCUCUGCAAGCGGACAAUGCAAAACAAAGCAAGGCUAGAGCUAGCAGACUAUGAAGCCGAGAGUUUGGCCAGGCUGCAGCGAGCAUUUGCUCGGAAAUGGGAGUUUAUAUUUAUGCAAGCUGAAGCACAAGCAAAAGUGGACAAGAAAAGAGACAAGAUAGAAAGGAAGAUUCUUGAUAGCCAGGAGCGAGCCUUCUGGGAUGUCCACAGGCCAGUGCCUGGAUGUGUAAACACUACUGAAGUGGAUAUAAAAAAGUCUUCAAGAAUGAGAAAUCCACAUAAAACGAGAAAGUCUGUCUAUGGCUUACAAAACGACAUCCGAAGUCACAGCCCUACCCACACACCAGUACCAGAGACUAAGCCACCCACGGAAGACGAACUGCAGCAAGAGAUUAAGCACUGGCAAAUGCAAUUAGACAGACAUCGAUUAAAAAUGUCAAAAGUUGCGGAGAGUUUAUUAGCUUAUACAGAGCAGUAUUUGGAAUAUGAUCCUUUUCUUGUGCCCCCUGAUCCCUCAAAUCCAUGGAUAUCAGAUGACACUACUUUCUGGGAACUGGAGGCAAGCAAAGAGCCAGGACAGCAGAGGGUAAAGCGAUGGGGAUUUGGCAUGGAUGAAGCUUUGAAAGACCCUGUGGGAAGAGAGCAGUUUCUUAAAUUCCUGGAGUCAGAAUUCAGUUCAGAAAAUUUAAGGUUCUGGUUAGCGGUAGAAGACCUGAAGAAGAGGCCUAUUCGUGAAGUUCCUGCUCGUGUCCAAGAAAUCUGGCAAGAAUUUCUUGCUCCGGGUGCACCCAGUGCCAUCAAUCUAGAUUCAAAAAGUUAUGACAAAACGACACAGAACGUGAAGGACCCUGGAAGAUACACAUUUGAAGAUGCUCAGGAGCACAUUUACAAACUGAUGAAAAGUGAUUCUUAUCCUCGUUUUAUACGAUCCAGUGCCUACCAGGAGCUGCUACAGGCCAAGAAAAAGGGCAGAAACAUCCCUAUUUUCCCAUGCCAUAAAAACUGUACACCAACACUGAGGGCGAGCACUAACCUGUUAUGAAAAGAGGGGAAAUCGCUCACAUCAAAGAGGUUAACCAGUCUAGUGCAGUCCUACUAAAAGGAUCACCUUGUAGCAUGGAAGCAGACUCAAAUCAUUACACAUACUUUGUAGCUCACUGAUUGCCUGAAUCAGAGGACAGUAGAACAAGAUGUUGCAUGAGCAAGGACCUGACUUGUUUUCUUUUGUGUAUACUAAGGCAUUACAGACUCCGAGGGACUCUCUAGCCUUUCGAUGCCUCCAUUUCGAAAACUGUCUGCUCACUUCCUCCUUCAUAUCAAGCUGGAUCUGUGUCUUUUUAUUUUCUGCAAGCUCAAGUACAGUGAAAAAAAAGCUUCUGCUAGACACAGUUUAUUUAAAAAAAAUACGUCAAUCAAAAACUGGAAGAAAUGUAAAAAAAUUGCAUAUAUUAAUAAAUAUACAUAUGGCAUCACAUUUAUUGCACAAUAAAUUAGCACAGAAGGUUUCAUUUCACUGAUGUAUUCACAUUGAGAAAGAAAGCCUGUGUCUUUGUCUGUUGUCUGUAUAUUCUCUGUUAAUGUUUCUUGCCUUUAUUUUUAUACCAUAUUUAAAAAAGAACACCUUUUACUCCAGAUGUAUUAAAGUUGAUCCUUUCUCUGUAAAUUUGUGUAUGUUUAUAUUGUUGUUUUAUCUUUCAUUAAAAGAUGCAGAAUCUCUUUCCUUUGGAAA